Molecule: messenger RNA, 821 nt
Organism: Rubroshorea leprosula
Lineage: Eukaryota; Viridiplantae; Streptophyta; Magnoliopsida; Malvales; Dipterocarpaceae
Source: the annotation of a GenBank genome assembly
AUUUUUGGAUUAUUAAAAUAUCUUUUUGAAUCAUACAACAUUUUUUGUUUGUCAAUUGCCACACGCUAACAUAUUUGAUAUUGAAAAUCAAAAAAUCAUAUUUGAUAUUGCAUUUGACCUGAUAUCUCAAUUAGUAAGCUGAAUGUUCUUCUUUUCAGUAAAAAGUGUUCAAAACCCCUUUCUCCAAUGUUAAGAAAAAAAAAAGAUGAUUGAGAAUGGGAAUUGGCUGCAUGGUUUCCUUGUGAACAUUGGUAAGACCACAAGUUUAGUUGCAGAAUUAUGGGGAUUGAGAGAAGGCCUCAAGCUUUGCCUCUCGCUGGGCAUUUCUUGGUUGAUAGCAGAAAUGGACACUUCAGUGGCAGUAAAGAUGAUUUUGGAUAAUGGCAAUACUAGAGGGCAAGGAGCUGCUCUCGUUAUGGACAUUAAAACCAUCUCUGGUAGAUUUUCUUCCUUUGUCCUUCGCCACACACUUCGUGAAGGAAACACGACAGCUGAUUUCUUAGUUUCUUUGGGUCAUACGGCUUGUAAUGGAAUCACCUUUUUGGAUUCCCCUCCUGUUGGUUUGCAGUAGAUUCUUUUUGGGGAUAGAGUGGGAGCUAUGUUUCCAAGAGCAUAUAUAGUAUGUUUUAAUUAGUUCGUUUCUGAUGUACCAAAAAAACAAAAGAAAAAACUAAGAUAGUUUAAUAUUUCAUCAUAGCCAUUAAUCAUAUACACUAAGCUUUUGUUUGGGAGUGUUGUGUGUACUUUAUAGCGGGGCGCGCUUUUUUUUUUUUUUUUUUGGAGCAUGAGGGAAUUUUGAGAAAUGAAAGAUUUUUUUUUUU